Molecule: messenger RNA, 2772 nt
Organism: Ooceraea biroi (clonal raider ant)
Lineage: Eukaryota; Metazoa; Arthropoda; Insecta; Hymenoptera; Formicidae
Product: broad-complex core protein isoforms 1/2/3/4/5
Biological process (GO): regulation of transcription by RNA polymerase II
Cellular component (GO): nucleus
Molecular function (GO): protein binding
Source: RefSeq, a predicted model, not a curated record
CUGGCCCUGGGUCUCCACUUGGCGCUCGCACAGUGCAGAACUGGCCGACUGGCGCAAUAAGUUAGAGUAAGAAAAAAUAUACUUGUCUCACUUUAACGUAUUGCAUCAGACAGCUACAAAGAACAGACCGGGUGUUCCAUAGAUGUCCCCGUGCACGAUUUGUUGUACAACGAAAGAUAAAUCUGUUUAUAUAGCUGAUAGCUGAAACAAAUUAUUUGUUCACCGCGUCUUGUUGUGUUUGGAAAGUCGCGUUCGAUGUAUUACAUGAGAGUAUAUCGAGUCUAUCGUUUGUUUCAUUAAUUACAAAAAUUAACGUGCCGGUAAAGAUAACUUUGCUAUAGGCGUGGAUGGAUGUGUCUUAACUAACCUCCAAAAAACAAAGUGGACGCGUGUCUCUCCUGAGAUCUGACAAUCGACGUUAACAACAAAGUGCCUUUGCUAAAAAUAUUUUAUACCUCUAAUCAGAUUUUUAUUGUUAAUAUUUUCCGUUCUACGUUGUUCCACGAUUUUGCUCGUCACUGAGCCUAUCAUGGGGCCUGUAAAUGGGGUAAGUAAUUUACCUACUCAGGGUAAUUGCCCCAGAGGUGCACAGCAAUUUUGCAUCUCCUGGAACUCUUACCAGUCAAACAUGCACAGCGCAUUUCCAAAGCUGUUGAGUUCUGAGCAAUUCGUGGAUGUGACUCUGGCUUGUGAGGGGGGCUCAAUAAAGUGUCACAAAGUUGUGUUGUCCGCCUGCAGUGAUUAUUUAAAACGCCUUCUGCUGGAGAUACCGUGUGCUCACCCUGUCAUCUUCUUGAGGGACAUGAAACUGUGGGAGCUCCAGGCUCUGCUCACGUUUAUGUAUUGUGGAGAGGUGUAUACGGAGCAGCAACAUCUCGCUACACUGAUGCAAGCAGCAGAUGUCUUGCAGAUACAUGGCUUAUCUCUGGUACGUGAAAGCUCGUUGAAUGACAGCAAUACACAGUCGUCUGAUUCUAAUCCACCUGUCACUUCGCCAACGCCUACCCACGAUGACGUUGCCCAAGUCAAGACCGAGAACGCUUCAUCCACCAACGAAAGUAACCCUGACUCUCCCGCGUGUUCAACAAUGGCCACGACCAGCACGGCAAACGGCUCCUCGGUCACCAUUACUCCUGUCUCGCUCAAUUCUAACACAUCCAACUUGAAUAUGGAGCGCAGCGAAGCACCGGAGCAUCCGGAGAAGGCCCUCAGCGACUCUUGCGACGCAACCGAAAUUGAGGUGAAGAUGGAGACAGACAAGCAGGUCGUUCAACAGCACAACAGCAAAUCGUAUUCCAUUAACACGGUACGGACUAGCAAUCGCAACACUAGGAACUCACUCCCUGUGAUCGAAGCCACUUGCCAAAAAGAAACUUCCUAUGGACGACGACGAAGGCGCUCGGAAAAGGAACUCAAGCAAGCGUCGGACAUGGUGGCAUGCGGCAUGACGUUCCAACGAAGCUCAGACAAGUACAAGAUACCGAUUAGCACGAUUCGGUUCUAUAUGGCGCGAAAGGGCAUGCUGAAAAAGCGAAAGCGCGGCCGCGCUAGUCUUGGCACGAGUAGUCAACCCAUCGACAUAAUAUAGUAUGGACUGCGCAAUUCGUACAAAGAAAUAGUGAGUGUCCUAGGCUUCAGUUGAUUCCAUCAAAUUGUUUUUAUCGUCGAACAAUAAAGCUGUUCCAGAUCAUGUCUCGUUCGCUAUUUUUUUAACUCUCUUUUGCAGCAUUUAAAUAAACUCUCAUAUUUUAUAUUAUUAAUUAUUUUAUAUUUUUCUUUCCAAUUCACAUGCCUCAUUAUUCAUUCGCGGCAUCGCAAACAUGCUCGUACGCUGGUUUUCAAGACUACUACCUUUCGGACGCGGCAUUAAAAUUAUACACACACACAUACACACGAAAUUAGUUUAUUAAGAAUUAGUUCUUAAUAUAAAGUCCCGAAGUUUGCUAAAAAGUUUGAGACGGGCUUUCCGGUCAAUACAGUACAUUCAUGAAAUAAUACUAUAAUUAUUAUAAUAAUUAUAUCAUAGUCAUAUAAUUAUACAUAUUUUAUAAUACUAAGUUGCUAUGAUAAUUAUAUCGUAGUCAUAUAAUUAUAUUUUAUAAUACUACCUUGCUAUGAUAAUUAUAUCGUAAUCAUAUAAUAUACAAUGUGCCUGUUAUCAAUGUACCUACGCACACAAAUAAGAAUCAAAUCUAUUAUUGUAUAUAGACUUGAUUAUAUAUACAUGUGAGAUGUAUAUGUACAUAAUAUACAAUAAUGCAAUUAUAUAUUAAUUAUUAAAUAAUACUCUACUUAUUAUUUUGUCUCCAAAUUACAUUGCAAUUAUAAAAAUGUAACAUGACUGUUACCUUGUAAAUUAUAGCAGCACGCGCAGGAGAGAUGGAAUGUCACAAGUUACAAGUUACAAAAUAACUCUGUUUAUUUGUCACUAUAGUAUAAGAAUUGAUGGUCAAAUUUGGUACAAUUUUGGUAUAAAACAAUGUAUCUUGAAGCAACCGCAGCGUAAGUAGCCUCUUGUUCAGCCAAUCGCGUAACCAGUAUAUUUUCAGAAAACAGAUUCAACAUAUAUGACGAAAAUAAAGACAUUACAUUUACAACAAAUACUUGUUUUGGCACUUUCCUAGUAUAUCAGUUAUACAUCAGUCUUCGUAUCUGUAUAUCCUGCAAUGUGCGAUUAGCAAUCUGUGGUCAUAGGCCCUUGCAAAUGAGAGUGCUCUUCGUUAAUAUUGUACAGCAUUAAAAUAAAUAUGGAAAAUACAUACAUAAUACUUA